Molecule: messenger RNA, 2772 nt
Organism: Suillus subaureus
Lineage: Eukaryota; Fungi; Basidiomycota; Agaricomycetes; Boletales; Suillaceae
Exons: 12
Coding region: 1-2772 (923 amino acids)
Molecular function (GO): hydrolase activity
Source: RefSeq, a predicted model, not a curated record
AUGUCAAACUCUCUGGCGCGCAAUGCGGGAUUGCGACUAGGACCACUAGUACUGGAAACAUUGGUCAAACAUUACUUCGAUCGUAUCAAGAAGGAGAAUGCACAACAGUCCAACUUCGCAACACAGCUGCACCAGGACGAACUUCUCUACCAUGAAGCGUUCAAUAUCGUGAAGAGUUUCCUCGAGGCCUCGACAUAUCAUACCGUGGAGGAAGUUCAAGCAUUUUCGAAUAAUCGGACUCCGUCUCUUCCCUCUUCUCAUGUUGUGCGUUUAUUAGUUCCAUUGUCCUGCUGCGACGAGGCUGCCACCUAUGUUAUCCAAGCGCUUGGUGGAGAAGAACUCGCCAAGCGCCUAGUGGGUGGCACAAAAUGGUGGCAAGUGCGUGGAGUCAAAGGUAUCGAUGCAGAGUGGAUCACGGCUCGCAAGGACUAUCAAAAGGCGAAGAAGCGGAACAAAGCGAAAUACAGAGCGAACUCCAAUACGGACAUACCCACCAGUGAAAGUGAUACCCCGACUCCAAGUGGACUGCCAGCUUCCAGCUCAAAUGAGAGUAAUAUUUACAAGGAAGAAAUGGACGAAAUGCGCUGCAUACUAUACGCUCAUGGAGGGGGUUACUAUUUUGGGAGUGUUGAUCAAGAAAGAUACAGUCUCCAGCGGCAUGCAAGGAAGAUCAACGGCCGUAAGCUAGCUAUCAACUACCGCCUGGCUCCGCAGUAUCCCUUUCCCUGUGCCUUACAAGAUCUUCUUGCUGCUUAUCUUUACUUGAUCAAACCUCCUUCUGAUGCGUCCCACCAGCCAGUACAGCCAGCACAUAUUGUUAUUGCAGGAGAUUCCGCAGGGGGCGGUCUAACCCUCGCAUUGUUACAAAUUUUGCGUGACACUGGACUCCCAUUGCCUGCAGGAGGGAUCUUAAUUUCUCCUUGGUGCGAUUUAACACACUCUUUCCCAAGCAUCCACACCAACACCGCUACGGAUGUCAUUCCUGUAUAUGGACUUUCAUUCCAAAAACCUAGUCCUUUGUGGCCUCCGCCAUCGGAUGAAAUGACCAGCACCGUCCAUUCUGGGCUGCGCAAGCGGAUACGUCAGAUGGUCCGGCUUGAAUCGAAGCAUGAUAAACACGACACUGAAGUUUCCUCAAAUGUCAGCGUACAUCAGGAUUCAAGGGGUGUGUCAUUGAUUAACCUAACCGGGGAGGACGAAAAAUCGGCUUGCAGUGAAAUGCCUGUUAACGUGGGUGCCACUGCUGCUCUACCAUCAGUCGACAGGAAAGAAGAUCAGGCCAUACGUCUUCUAACCAAUUCAGGUGAAUUAUUGGUGAUAGAAGAGCAGGUGCACAUGUAUGUCCAAAAUAGCUUGCUCGGACACCCACUCGUUAGUCCAGCCCUCUCGUACCUGGGCGGCUUGCCGCCUUUGCUCUUCAUUGCGAGUGACAAGGAGGUUUUGAGAGACGAAGCCAUUUAUUCAGCUCACAAAGCUGCACAUCCUUCCCGUUAUCCAAUCAAGAAGGAAGUACGCUCUCUUUACCCACCACUCAAAGGAAUAGAAGACCGUUUCAGUCCAACUGCAGUUCAUCUACAGGUCUAUGAUGAUACGGCUCAUGUUUUGCCUGUUCUGUUCUCUUUUACUACCCCAGGAAAAUUUUGCUACCGCGCAAUUGCAUCUUUCACAAAGCACGUUACAGGCAUGAACACACUGUCCAGAUCUUCGUCCAGUCCGAUGGCCUCUCCUACUACUAGUGCCUUACCCUCUCGCACCGCCGUCAGGUUUUCUCUGCUCUCCCGUGCAUUGUCUACGCCUGAAUUUCUAAAUCGCACCCAGGGAAAACCAGAUAGCUUGUCGUCGUCUAAUGAUCCUGAUUCCGGUGGUCUUUCGCCGCGUUCAUCCAAAUAUCUUCUCCCUCCAUUGUCUCGACCUGGUGUACCGAAGUCUGCAUCUGACAACACUCUUUUCGAAUCUGCACUGCGGGCUCGAUCUUCGGAUAACGUAAAUGUGGGAGGCAAGGAGAUCAAGGGUAGUACGUCUGACUCCGCUGAUAACGUACAGCGAUUUGCAGGAGAGAGUAGGGUAUAUUGCGAUGACCAAGGUGUCCUCUGGGAGGAAGGCAUGAUUCGCGAAAGGGUGUCAACUUCCGGUGUACUUCGACCACUAGAACCAGAGGCAGACUUGGGCGCAUUUCAUACUCCUUCGGAAAUCAUAGGAGUUCUCUCGGAGCUCGCUGUGCGACGCUAUAUGGAGGGAAAGGGUAAAUUCGACAAGAAGUUUGCGAAAGAGCGACACGCCAUCCAAAAGCAACGCCAUCGCAACCUCGAGCUUUCGAGAAAAGACGUUCUGAAGAAUAUUGCACAACUUCAAGACUUGCAUGGUUCGCAGACCAAAAAUGGCAAGGGGAAGGCACAUGAUACUGUGAAAGGUAUCAAAGAAGGUCUGGAAGCUGCUGCUGCCAGCUGGAGUUGGGCUUGGGCUUUGGAUGUGGACGAGCGUCCUCCACCGAGUAGCAUUGUAUCACGGCGAGAUACAGAUGAAGCUCGACGGCUCGCGCGGAUUGCGGAUCAAGCUGUCUUACAAGAGUACAGUCAUAUGAGCGCCAACAGCCUGUGGGCUGUUAUCGUCAAUUUCUUAACCAUCGCCCAUGAACGUGACCACAAACAUGCCGACUCCGACGUCAGCGAUGGUGGCAACAAAUCAGCAUCCCCAUUGCAGAAACGCAAGUCGUUGUUCCCCUCACUGCGACCUCGAACACGAGAGGUAAACCAGUCUGAGCCAAGUAAAUGA